AGAAGAGAAAGUUUAUCAAACUAAAAUAAGUAUAAUUAAAUCCAAAUUGUGUUAUAAUGCUUAUAAACAAAUAUACAAUAAUUCAGUGCCAACGAGUUAUUUUAGUACCAUAUAAGAAAGAGCACGUUUUAAAGUAUCAUGAAUGGAUGAAAUCAGAAUCCUUACAGCAGCUAACUGCUUCAGAACCCCUGACGCUGGAGGAAGAAUACGAAAUGCAAAAAUCUUGGCUUAGGGAUGAAAAUAAAUUGACUUUUAUAAUUCUGGAUAAAGCUAAAUAUGAAGAAACCCAAAAUGAAAUUGAUUCUAUGAUUGGCGAUACAAAUUUAUUUUUUGCAAAUGCAGACGAUAGGAUCUGUGCAGAAGCGGAAAUAAUGAUCGCAGAAGAAUGGGCCAGAAAAAGAAAAUGUGGUUGGGAAGCUACAUUGCUCAUGUUCAUGUAUGGAAUUGAUUACUUGGGAGUAAAACAGUACAUUGUAAAAAUUUCUUACCAAAAUGAUAUCAGUAUAAAAAUGUUUAAUGAUAUGGGCUUUGUUGAGGUGGGCAGAAGUGAUGUUUUCCAAGAAGUUACUUUAAGUAAACUAGUAGAUGAUAUGUGGAUUGAAUGGAUAAAACAAAGCUUAGGACAUUUCAAAGUUAUAGAUAAAAAUAUCGAGAAAGAAAACAAAGUAGUUUAAUAAAAUAUAUAAAA
Diorhabda carinulata is the source of this 688-nucleotide messenger RNA. RefSeq names its product N-acetyltransferase 9-like protein. Lineage: Eukaryota; Metazoa; Arthropoda; Insecta; Coleoptera; Chrysomelidae. Bases 57 to 674 code for a protein of 205 amino acids. The transcript has 4 exons. Gene Ontology annotation, molecular function: N-acetyltransferase activity. The record is from RefSeq and is a predicted model, not a curated record. Gene Ontology annotation, biological process: protein acetylation.